Cloeon dipterum is the source of this 1660-nucleotide messenger RNA. Its product is annotated as cell growth regulator with RING finger domain protein 1-like. Gene Ontology annotation, biological process: negative regulation of cell growth. The record is from RefSeq and is a predicted model, not a curated record. NCBI's taxonomy places the organism in Eukaryota, Metazoa, Arthropoda, Insecta, Ephemeroptera, Baetidae. The transcript is spliced from 6 exons. The coding region runs from base 158 to 1234 and encodes 358 amino acids.
UGCUGACGAUCAUAUGAUAAUAAAAGGUGUUGUGUGCCGGAGCAGGCUGUAAAAGUGGUGCGAGACUUUCUCUCGUCAGGUCUGCCCUGCGCCUCGAACAGCGAUGACAGCCAACGAGGCUCCCGUCUGAGAGUGUCCUGCCCAGUGCCGUCCAACAAUGUCCACGAUGCUCGUGUCCGUGGCCGAGUUGUCCAACAUUUUCUCCGUGCUCGCGGUGCUCAUCUGCUUCUGCGCCAUGGUCCUGUUCAUCCUCAGGAACAUGGUCGUAUUUCGCCUGCACGGAGACGAGUUCGUGUUUGGUGGAGGUGUGCACCCGGUCCAGCCGCAAAUUCCGCAGAUGAAGAUGAUGAAGGUGCACAUCCCUUUCACCUUCAAGAUUCAAGAAUCUUCAAAGUCUUCCUACAAUGAUUUGCAGUGCACGCUGUCGAGCCAGGUGAACUACACGCUGCACUCGUUUUGGGGCGUCUCAAUCCGCGAGCUGCACCUCUUUCUCUGGCGUCCUUGGGGUGCCAUCCAGACCGCCGUCAGACAGAAAAGCCUGCUCAGCGGCUACUGCCAGCAGCAAGGCAUCACCCUGCAGAAAGGUCCACAUGGUGACAAGACGAUUACGAUGCAGCUGCCAAGUCCGGACAGUCUGGACCUGGGCACGCCGCCGAGACUGUGUUACCCGCUGGUGAUUUUCCUCAUUCGAGACGACACCGAGACGCCUCACCCUGACGAGACUGUUGCUCUGAUCAACGUGGUGCACAUCAAGGACUCGGUCUGCACGCUGCCAACCAGCAUCCUGGCGCAGUACCUGAAGCAGGCCAAUGGACAGCUCUCGUGCCUCAAGCCCCUGUACCUAGCGAACGGCAACCCGCUGGGCUACGACGAUGAGCCGCCAUCAGUGUUCUGCGAGGCCGGGCUCAACUCGGAAGCGGACAAGGAGGCGGCGACGCCAACGGCGUGGGGCCCGACGUGCACUAGCCAGGAGCAGCUAUGCGUCGUGUGCCAGUACUUCCCAUUGUCGCGGGCGCUGCUGCCGUGCCGCCACACGUGUGUCUGCGCCAGCUGCUUCGGCAAGCUCGACCGGUGUCCCAUGUGCCGCAGCCCGAUCCGCAGCUUUUUCUGCAUCCGCAAGGAGGACUACCUGCCGGUGGAGGCGCGCUCGUCCUCGGACGCCAAGUCGGUGCCGCUGCACCGCUGGCUGCUGCAGUGGAACGACCGGCUCACCGACUUCUUAGGCUUUCACUGACCGAUCUGCAGCGCCCGCUUAACGUACAUACACACACGUGAAAGUUCCUUCCGAGAAUAAAAUAAAAACAUGGACCGAAAUGCAAAACGAUGAUGAUGAUUUGUAUCAGUAAUUUUCUGUUUUUAAUUAUUUUUAAUUGAUUAUUGUGAUCUGGCGAAUGCUUGUGGUGAACCCUGUGAGUGCGUUGACACUUUGUCCUCUUCUUCCUUCGACUUUGCUUUGCAUCUGCAAGAAACGUAGAUUUGUGCAUUUUCCUCCACCCUCGUCUCUUGGAUUUUGCGUCUCUUUUGUAGUAUAAGAUGUACGGAUUAUUUCUCCUGUUUUGUUACGAUGGCUAACCGAGUGACUGACUGAGUGUGCAGCAUCACGACUCUUAAUUAAUGUGUAUUUAUUUAGCUAAUUAAAGUAAAAGCCACGAAAAUAAAA